Molecule: messenger RNA, 2722 nt
Organism: Papaver somniferum (opium poppy)
Lineage: Eukaryota; Viridiplantae; Streptophyta; Magnoliopsida; Ranunculales; Papaveraceae
Product: glutamate receptor 2.7-like
Exons: 6
Coding region: 1-2694 (897 amino acids)
Biological process (GO): G protein-coupled receptor signaling pathway
Cellular component (GO): plasma membrane
Molecular function (GO): G protein-coupled receptor activity; glutamate-gated receptor activity
Source: RefSeq, a predicted model, not a curated record
AUGGUAACGGGUCAGAAUACAACAGGAGAAGUUGAGGAAUUCAAAGUAGGAGUGGUAAUUGAUGCGAAUACAUCCGUGGCAAAGGUGUGGCUGACUUGCAUUGACAUGGCUCUCUCUGACAUCUAUGCAUAUCGUAAAAAUUAUAAGAGAAGGCUGGUUCUUCAUGUUAUGGAUUCUAAAAGUGAUGUUCUUGAUGCAUCAUCUGCAGCCCUCAAUCUAAUACAGAAUGUUAAAGUUCAAGCUAUUAUAGGACCGACAACAUCAGCACAAGCCAUUAACGUUGCGCAUCUUGGAAAACGAUAUCAAGUUCCAAUUAUUUCAUUCAGUGCAACAAGUCCUUCCAUUUCCCUUGCUCAGAAUCCUUACUUCAUUCGUACGUCUCUAAACGAAUCGUCUCAAGUAAAUGCUAUUGCUGCCAUUGUUAAGAAAUUCGGAUGGAGAGAAGUUGUACCUCUUUAUGAAGACACUGAAUACGGGCAUGGUGUCAUUCCAUAUUUGAUGGAUGCUUUUCAAAAUACCAACACCAGAGUUCCUUAUAGGAGUGUCUUUCCUAGUGCGGCUACUGAUGAUCAAAUUACCCAAGAGCUUAACAAAUUAGACAACAUGGGAACUAGGGUACACAUCCUGCAUAUGCUUUCACCUCUAGGCUUACGUGUUUUUACGCAAGCAAAAGUGCUUGGUAUGAUGAACAAAGGGUACGCAUGGAUUAUUACCUCAGGAUUAGGCACUGAUUUGAAUUCGUUCGAGCCUUCAGAUAUUGAUACGAUGCAAGGAGUGUUAGGCAUAAGGCCAUAUAUCUCACAACACAAAGAGUUGGAUAUAUUUGGUAUAUGGUCAUAUGAUACAAUUCGGGCAUUAGCUAGCGUAGUCGAGAAUUUUCAAACAGGUCCUGAACUCUUGCAAGAAUUAUCAAACAUGAAAUUUGAAGGUCUAAGCGGGGUAUUCCAUCUAGUCAACAGGCAAUUGCAAUCAGAUGCCUUUCAAAUACUUAAUAUUUGUGGAAGUGGGAUUCGGGAUAUUGGCAUUUGGAGACCUUCAGAUGGUACAAAUAAGCUUAAUUUGAGGCCUGUCAUAUGGCCAGGGGAUGCCACCGAGAAACCUAAAGGUUGGGAAAUUCCGCUCAAGGAUAGAAAGUUAAGGAUUGGAGUGCCUUUAAAAAAUGGUUUUAAUGAAUUCGUGAAGACAACGAAGAACUCUUGCAAUGGUACAAGAUAUGAUGUCGCUGGUUAUUGCAUUGAUGUCUUUACUACUGCACUCAAGAAGUUACCAUAUUGUGUACCCCAUGAGUUUAUUCCUUAUGAGAAAAACGAAAGCGGAAAAGCUGGAAGCUAUUAUGAUGAUCUUGUCCACCAGGUGCAGCUUCAGAAUUUUGACGUUGUAGUUGGGGAUGUUACUAUUACUGCAACGAGAUCACAACAGGUAGAUUUUACGUUACCGUAUACAGAAGGUGGGGUAUCGAUGAUUGUGUUAGUGAAAAAGGAUUUGAGUCAGGAUACCUGGAUAUUUCUCAAGCCAUUGGAGUGGAAGCUCUGGGUAACAACUGGAGCUUUCUUUCUUUUAGUAGGUGUUGUAAUUUGGAUUCUUGAACACAGAGUAAACAGGGAGUUUAGAGGAGGGCCUCAUUCUAUGUAUCAGUGGGGCACACUGCUUUCGUUCUCCUUCUCAAUGCUUGUUUUUGCACACAAGGAGAGGGUGUUAAGCAAUUUGGGUAGAUUCGUGAUGGGCAUCUGGCUUUUUGUUGUGUUAAUUCUCACGCAGAGUUACACAGCAAAUUUGGCAUCCAUGUUAACGAUUCAACGAUCUGAUCCCACCUACAACGAUGUCAACCAACUCAUCCGAUAUGGGUACAACGUAGGUUACCAGGAGGGUACAUUCGUUUUCGGAAUGUUGAAACGUAUGGGUUUUGAUGAGUCUAAUCUGAAAAGCUACAAAUCCCCAGGAGAGUUUGAUGAAGCUUUCUCCAAAGGGAGAAGUGAAGGUGGCAUUGUUGCUGCUUUCGAGGAGCUACCUUACAUUGAACUCAUCCUUGCAGAAUAUUGCGGUAAAUACAUGAUGGUGGGAGAUAUAUAUCCAUACGAUGGAUUUGGUUUUGUUUUCCCAAAAGGUUCUCCCCUGUGUCCUGAUAUUUCAAGAACAAUCUUAAGCACGAGAGAGGAAGGAAGAACAGAGCGGUUUAAAAAAGGUUGGUUCAAGAACCAAAAAUCUUGUGCCGACAACAAUGACCCCUAUGGUUCAUCAAACAGUCUUACUCUUGGUAGCUUUUGGAUCCUGUUUCUAAUUACAGGAAUCUGUUCAGCCUUGGCAGUCAUUGCAUUUUUGACGAUAUUCUUUUACGAAAACAAACAGAUUUUGAGAGACCCGAGUAUUACUACUCGUAACAAAAUCCUCAACUUGCUUAGAAAGUUCUGUGAACAUGAUGAAAAUCGCUUGAUCACAUACUUUGAGCCUCCUGCAUGCAGUGACCAAAAUAAAAUUGUUGACAAUAGAGUUCAUGCAACAGAAAUCAACAUAGAUGCUGUAGAUUCGCUUCCACGGAUUCAUGCAUCUCCGAUGGCUGGAAAUGUUAGCGCACGGAGUGACAACUCUAAUGCAGAAAUGGGAGGCUAUACAACACUUAUUGCUGAUCACAAUAUAGCUUCCGGAAAUUGUAUCCCAGCAGAUAGCAAUACAAGAACAUAUGUAGGAAAAUUAUAAAAUCUAAUGGCUCAAAUUGCAGGUUCGA